AUGGCGGACAACGAUACAAAGCUUGAGGGAUCCUCUGGUGCAAAGACUGCGCAUUGGAGCCAUGAGAUGUACCGAGUCCUAUUCCAGUACCUUAGCAAAACCAAAGGCAAAGAGAGUCCGCUCCAAAAUCCCAACACUAGGCUCCAUGCUUGUGAGGAAAUCCGACGAGAGCUCUUUGAGAAGGUACCUGCACCACGGCGCAAAGACCAUUCAGCAGAGAAGAUCAGAAUGAAAAUCGAAACCCUGCAGCGCAAGGGUUGGCCCACGCGAGGCACUACGAGACGUGGGCAGGCCACCACAAAAUGGGAGCAUUAUUCUCUUCAAGACCUCUUUGUGCACGGUACCAAAGCUGUCAACAUCAAAUCUUACAACGAGAGUGUCUUGACACCCGAAGAGCGAGGGAGAUGGGAUGCUGGAUUCGACCCCUUCGACCUUCCGCUUGAGGAUCACUCAGAAGAAGCUGACAGCGGCGAGGAUGAACCCUCGCAUGAAGAGCAAGUCAUCUCAAAGACGACCAACAAGGGCGUUCCGCUAGUCCUCCGCCAUUCUACAAAGAGACCGUCAUCAUUGCCGCGCGAGAGAUCUGGCUUGACUGAGGAUACUAUCGAGAUUUCCAGUGACUCUUCGGGGCUUGUGCCAGGAGAUCAAGACGAUGCUGCCCCAGAUGUGUCGGGUCCCACGACUGGCAGAAAGCGGACAAAUGAGAACGAUCAAGAGACAGUCUCCAACAAACGCCGCAAGAAGAUCUCGGAUCCGACGGUCUUGUCAUCAAUGCUGACGGGUGAAGUCUCGCAAGAGCAAGUUGACGAAGAGGCCCAACUAUCAGCAGCAGCGAUUGAUGAUGAAGAAGUCGACUUGCAGCCUGUGAAGCAAGCGACACCGUUCGCGACACACGUUGCUCAGACAAAACAACCACUGCAAAGCACUAGAGGUGACGCAGAGAACAAGAUCGCUAGAAGGCUUGAGGCUUUAGCCGACUUCAGCCGACUGAAGAGCAGUCCCAAUAUCCUGGGCUUCAGCGAGGAGAUGGAGAACAUUCGAGUUGCCAUCGUUCGAACUGUACAAGAUCGUCUGAGUGCUUCCAAGGUGGUCGCAGAUCUCCCAGUCACAGCCAUGGAGCUAGAGAAUAUGCCAGGAAUUCACGGCUUGGUGAACUCUUUGCUAAGCAGUGGGGAUGCUAUGACAGGAUUCGCGCAGCUGACCAACGUGGCAGCCCAGAACUCGCCACGUCUUGAAGAGUUGGCUUGUGCGGUUGUUGGAGCUGCCGUGACGCAGUGGGCGCUCAAGCCGACUUCGUUGUCGGCGGAAUUCAAGCUGACACAAGAAUACUGGGUGAGGCAUCUUGGAAAACUACACUAUGGAGGCGCUGCACAUAUUGCUGACCAAGUGGUCAAGAACUAUGUGGAGACUGAGGUGAAACCACAGGUCCAAGACAAGGCCGAAGUCAUGCGAGAGCGUCUUGACCAGCAGCUGCUGCCGCUGCUUUGUGGGCGGCAACAUGUCGAAAGAUGUAGUCGGCUUGAUACCAUUCAUGCUGCUGCUCCCGUUACUCAAGCGGUCGCUUCCAUGGACACUUCGGGUACCACGCCAGAUCUCCUGAAGCCCACCUGGAAGGAAGAAUGGGACAUCGAGAUCAGAGACAUAUUCGCAUCGGCCUUGAGGCUGCGAGCGGCCAUGGACAGCGCUGGCGGAGACUACACAUUCAGCUUCCCACUACCUCUCAGCAAGUUUACGGUUUCGACGCGAGGAGGAGAGCAAGCUGCGGAGCGCGUUGUCCUGAUGUCCAUGUUUCCCCAACUGACAGGCCGCUUUCAGGCAGCUUAUGGUGGCGCCUUCGGGAACCAUCAGCUCAUAUUCCCUGGUUCAGCUUACAUCUUCGAUCCCAAAAUCUAA
Messenger RNA from Cyphellophora europaea CBS 101466, 1893 nucleotides. RefSeq lists its product as uncharacterized. Lineage: Eukaryota; Fungi; Ascomycota; Eurotiomycetes; Chaetothyriales; Cyphellophoraceae. The transcript is spliced from 2 exons. The coding region runs from base 1 to 1893 and encodes 630 amino acids. The record is from RefSeq and is a predicted model, not a curated record.